Molecule: messenger RNA, 1273 nt
Organism: Dermacentor silvarum
Lineage: Eukaryota; Metazoa; Arthropoda; Arachnida; Ixodida; Ixodidae
Product: putative methyltransferase DDB_G0268948
Exons: 7
Coding region: 240-1130 (296 amino acids)
Molecular function (GO): S-adenosylmethionine-dependent methyltransferase activity
Source: RefSeq, a predicted model, not a curated record
UUCCAAGGGGCGCCAAUGCUAUCUAACAGCUGGUAGGAUAAUCCCAUGUUUUCUUCUUUUCAAUACGCACAAAUGUUUAUCUCACUUGGCAUAUUCCUUGAAUUGGGCACGUGCCACAGUUGAGCAGCAGCAUCAUCAUUAGAGAAGAACCUAACCACAAGAAGAAAGCGCUGGCGGCUACAGUUUGGAACGUUCUGAACAUUUCCUCACAGUGACAUUUCAAGCCUUCCGCAACACUCAUGCUACUGCUUCGAGCUCUCUGGAGACGAAAUUCCUUGCUGGAAUGCAUCAGGACUCGCCGUCAGGUGACAAGGGGUCUGGAAGACGAGAGUCCACGGGACAAGUAUGAUCUGAGCGUCGACGGCACCGACCUUUCGAAGCUGUACAAGCAGGCGAGGCCGACACUUCCAGAUUUCGUGGUUCAAGACGUCAUAGCGUACGUCAACCAAAAGCUGCCCAAGCGUGAGCUGUGCAUUGAUGUGGGCUGCGGGCCCGGCCAGAGCACCGAGCUGUUCUGCCCCUACUUCAAGAACGUGGUGGGCGCCGACAUCAGCCACUCGCAGAUCGAGGAGGCCAACGCCAUGAGGCGGCACGGAAACGUCACGUACAUGGAGGCGCACGCCGAGUGCCUACCGCUGCGCAGCAACUCGGUCGCGCUGGUGUCGGCGGUGAACGCGAUCCAGUGGUUCGACCAGGACGCCUUCUUCGCCGAAGUGCGCCGCGUGCUGGUGCAGAACGGCGUCCUCUUUGCGGCCAUGCACCACCUGAGGGCUCUGCUCGAACCCGGCAUGGACAACUGGCUCUCCCAGCUGCGAAGAGACAAGUUCUCGGACUACUUGCUAUCCCGCCAUAUGUACUGGGAUGAGGGAUACGGCAGCAUCAAGGUCCCCUUCAAAGGCGUUCGAAGGAAAACGAUGCUGAACAACAGCACGCUGACAGUGUCGGACGUGAUGAGCCACAUCAACACGUGGAGCCUGGUGAUCAUGAUGCGCGAGCAGGAGCCAGCAAGGGCCAAGGCCACACUCGCAGAAUUCAGGGACAGGAUCCUAUCAAAGAUACAGCGGUACCCUGAGGAAGAUCCAGUGCUCAACGUCGCCUUCAUGACGUCAUACGUUAUGUGCCGGAAGUAAUUGUUUCACGGAUUGAAGCUUGAACGGCAGAAAUAUACUCGCAGAGUUUUUUUUUUCAUUUUUCAUUCUAUGCAAUAACUUACUGAGGCCGAGUUACAUUUAUUUACGCUAGUAUACGCAUAAACGUUUAUCUACAUUUGCGA